Drosophila persimilis is the source of this 732-nucleotide messenger RNA. RefSeq lists its product as uncharacterized. The coding region runs from base 30 to 569 and encodes 179 amino acids. Lineage: Eukaryota; Metazoa; Arthropoda; Insecta; Diptera; Drosophilidae. The record is from RefSeq and is a predicted model, not a curated record. The transcript is spliced from 2 exons.
ACGCAUUUGCAUUAUAAUACGCAGCAAGCAUGUCUUCGGUGGAAAAUGAAACUAUGGACUAUUUAAAGAAGACGGGAGUUCUUCCUCGGCUCGUGAAUAUUUUGAAGCAAGUAAUAAAGAUCAAACCGCAGCCAGUGGAUCCUCUUAUGUACAUUCUUCAUCAGCUGAAUUGCCCUUUAAUUCCCCAGGCCCAAAUGAAGGCGCUGGAGCGUAAAGUGACGCGUGCCCACGACGAAUUGCGCUAUUUGCGAGACCUUCUGAUCAAUGUGGGGGCGAACGACGAUCUCUAUGACAGCGAGACCGACGAAGAGGAGUAUGUCGGAAGCGUCGAGGGUCAGAUUUGUGACCCAAAAGACUUGGAAGAUUACGGUUAUGUCUGUGAGGAAGACACUGGCGAUGAAACUCCAGAUGAGAACGAGACCGAAGCAAGUCCGUUCGAGAAGACGCAAACGCUGAAGCAUUACAUUGUUCAGGCCGCUGUGGCGAUGACUCCUGUCGAUCAGGAUGCACCGGCUGGAUCGUACGAGCAGCCCUGCUCGAGCAGUGCCAUCUGCAACGAGUCAAAGUAGUUGUUCAAACUAAUACUUAUGUACACGUACAUAUAUACUCGCAUGUUUCAAUGCAUGUGGUUUGUUCCAUUUUGAAUUUUUUCCAACGUGUUUAAUGAAUGCAGCUUGUGACCUUUUUAUGAAUUAUCAAUAAACUCAACGCAUGGGCGUUGCAACUAUAGCA